Molecule: messenger RNA, 1873 nt
Organism: Cynara cardunculus var. scolymus (artichoke)
Lineage: Eukaryota; Viridiplantae; Streptophyta; Magnoliopsida; Asterales; Asteraceae
Product: protein trichome birefringence-like 10
Exons: 4
Coding region: 16-1410 (464 amino acids)
Cellular component (GO): Golgi apparatus
Molecular function (GO): O-acetyltransferase activity
Source: RefSeq, a predicted model, not a curated record
CAUUCUUUAGCAGAAAUGGUGAAGAACCCAUCACAGCCAGACUUAGAUUCAACAAAUUACAUGGGUACAUUGAAGAAAUCCAAGCAUUUUAAACUGUUUGAACCCUCAUUGGGCAUAUUAGGUUUUCUAUUCAUUACAGUUUGCAUAAUUUUUGGGUUUUUUUACUUGGAUUACAGAAGUGUUAUUACAGGGGGUGUGUUCAGAUUUUCAAAUGAGACACAAAGGGUUAAGUGGUUGAAAUUUGGAGGGUAUCCUAAUGGUAAUAGAUUUGAUUUUUUGAGUGUAGAUGGAGAUGGGUGUGAUGUGUUUGAUGGUGAUUGGGUGUGGGAUGAGAAGUAUCCAUUGUAUGAAUCUAAAAAUUGCAGGUUUUUGGAUGAAGGAUUCAGGUGUUCUGAAAAUGGACGGCCAGAUUUUCUCUACACCAAAUGGCGUUGGCAACCCAAAGAGUGCAAUUUGCCUAGAUUUGACGGGAAGCGGAUGUUGGAAAAGCUGAGGGAUAAGCGGAUAGUCUUUGUUGGAGACUCGAUUGGCAGAAACCAGUGGGAAUCUCUUCUAUGCAUGUUGUCUUCUACAAUUAUUUCUAGCAAGGACAAUGGUUCGAUAUAUGAAGUAAAUGGAAAUCCGAUCACCAAACACAAGGGCUUCUUGGUGUUCAAAUUUAGGGACUACAAUUGCACUUUGGAGUACUAUCGGGCUCCUUUCCUUGUGCUGCAAAGCCGCCCGCCUCCUCACUCUCCACCAAACAUAAGAACGACACUUAAGCUGGACCAAAUGGAUUGGACCUCCGUGAAUUGGCAGCACGCAGAUGUUCUUGUUUUCAACACAGGACAUUGGUGGAAUAACGAGAAAACGACAAGGGGAGGUUGUUACUUCCAAGAAGGAGCACAAGUCAAGAUGGAGAUGGAAGUAGAAACUGCAUACAAAAAGGCCUUAGAAACCGUUGUCGAUUGGAUUGAUAGAGAAGUAAAUAAAACAAGGACUCGGGUCUUUUUCCGCACAUACGCCCCUGUACAUUUCAGAGGUGGGAAUUGGAGGGCCGGUGGAAAUUGCCACUUGGAGACGCUACCAAAUCUACGUUCCUCACGACUGCAACCAUCUUUCGGUUGGCCACAAUACCGCAUAUUCAGAAAUGUAGUUUCAGAUCGCUCAAAAAACGUGUCGAAUGAUGGUAAAAAAGCGUUUGAUAUACUUUAUACGACGAGUAUGUCAUCAAGGAGAAAAGACGGGCACCCUUCUCUGUAUUAUCUUGGACCGAAGCUGAGUCCUGCCGCUGCACAUCGACAAGAUUGCAGCCAUUGGUGUCUUCCUGGGGUCCCUGAUGCAUGGAACGAGAUACUUUAUGCUUUGAUGCUAAAAAAUGCACCUGGUACGAAUGAUUCAUCUAAUAGUCAUUCACCAGCAUUAUGGUGACGGUGAUGGUGGUGGUGGUGGUGAUCGAGCUUAUGUGCUGUUUAUUUAUUUUAUUGGCAAGCAGCUCCAACCAUAGUGUACAUAAAUAUGCUUUUUGGGUAAGCUACGCAUUUCGUCCCUGUGUUUUGUUAAAAAUUGCAACUUCAUCCUUGUGCUUUGGAACUAUCGUUUUCGUCUUUGUGGUUUGCAAUUCAUUGUUAUUUUCGUCCUUGAUGCUAAGACGAUCGGUGGUUUAUCGUUAAUGUUUGAGAGGUGAAAAACAACAAUAAAUUGUAAACCAAUAAGAUGAAAAAACGAUGGGUUAUAAACCACAGGGACGAAAAAGCAAAACCACAUAGAAGAAAACUGUAAUUCUGAAAGAACAAAUUUUAGCAAACCAAAUUGAGGAAAAACAUUGUUUACUCGAUGCUUUUUGAUGAUCACACCAACGCAUUUUGGAGAUGUUUGCGUUGCGUUUGGACAA